AGACACUCGUAUUCAGAAAAUCCGACACGUACGAAUAAAAUAAACUCUAAAUAUAAGACUAAUAAGCAGAAUAACAUAAACCCAUAAACAGAUAACAUAGAAUAGAUGAAGAUCCACUUGUGAUGGAAUCGGCCGCUGUGAACUUUAGAUUCUCCUGCACAAGCUGGAAACUCUGAAGUGAAAAAUACCUGUGUAAAAAUAGCCCGCGGGAGCGCGUCUGCUCGCCGUGUCUGAUGGUCCGGAUCCUCCGUGCUCUGCAGCCGUUAACCGGAGGUGUGUGUGUGUGUAUCGGAUGAGCUGAUGAUGGGUGAAGCGUUCACACACACUCAGCGCUGCGGGAAACAUCUGCGACUGCUGCUCUUCAUCCUGCUGCCGUGUGUGUGUGUCCUCAUCUGUGUGUGUGUGCUGCUGCUGACGCUCACAGGUCUGUUUGGGAAUAAUACCCUGCUAGACACCGGAGCUUCUGUGUCCAUAGCGACGCUCCCUCCGCGGGCCUUUAAUGGCAGCGACUCCCACCUAAUGAUGGCUGAUAAUGGGACUGUGGCGGUCCCGACGGAUGCUCCUUUGCAGUGGGACUCGGCUCUCUGGAUGCCUCGCGCUGACACAUCUCCAUCUGCAGGUCCCACCGCUGUUUCUGUGGACUGGUGGACAUCUACGUCCACAUCCACUGUGACUAGUCUGACUGCAGAGCCUGGCGUCUGCUCUGACAUCACGGAGAGCCAGUGUCACAUGCUGCCGUACAACCAGAGCGGUGUGAUGGCGGGCAGCAGCGUGGUGAAGAGCAGCGAAUUGCAGAUGUUCCUCAAGUUCUUCAGCUACCUGAGCCGACUGUCCUGCUACAGACACAUCAUGCUGUUCGGAUGCUCCAUCGCUCUCCCACAAUGCAUCAGCCACAGAGACGGCAGGACUCUGGUUCUGCCGUGUCAGUCGUUCUGUGAAGCGGCUCGCGAAGGUUGUGAGCCGGUGCUGCAGAUGUUCAAUGCCUCCUGGCCAGAGUUCCUACGCUGCUCUCAGUUCAGCAAUAACAGCGGGACAGCAGUGGAGAACACAGCGCUCUGCUACACACCCAAACACGCGCGAGGCAAACUCUCCGUAUGUGGAGGAAACGAUCACUUCCUGUGUGCGACUGGAAUAUGUGUCCCCCAGAAAUUAGUGUGCAACGGAUACAACGACUGUGACGACUGGAGCGACGAGGCUGAUUGCACUUGUGCAGACGGACAGCAUUUGUGUGGCACCGGCCGCUGCAUUAAUUCUGAUCUUCUCUGCGACGGCUAUGACGAUUGUGGUGAUCUGAGCGAUGAGCAAAACUGUGUGUGUGAUCUGCUUGAGGAGCACCGCUGUGGGGACGGACGCUGUAUUCCUCGAGAGUGGCUCUGUGACGGAGAUCACGACUGUCUGGACAAGAGCGACGAACUCAACUGCUCGUGUAAGUCCCAGGGUUUAGUGGAGUGUAAGAACAAGCAGUGUAUUCCCAGUGCCUUUCGCUGUGAUGGUGAAGAUGACUGUAAAGAUGGCAGCGAUGAAGAGAAUUGCACACAGCAGCACAUUCAGGGUUUGUGUCCUUCUGGCCAUUCCAGCUGUUCUUCCUCCUCCUGCUGUCCUGGAAACACAUCAUGUGACCUGCGCACCGCCGGCAACAACUGCAGCGAAUGCGAGCCCAUUUCUCUGGAGAUCUGCAUGAAUCUGCCCUAUAACGCCACCCGCUUUCCCAACUAUCUGGGUCACCAAUCUCAGAAGGAGACAUCCGUCAGCUGGGAGUCCUCCCUCUUUCCUGCCCUCGUUCAGACCAACUGCUACAAAUAUCUCAUGUUUUUUGCGUGUACGGUGUUGGUGCCAAUGUGUGACCCUGUAACACAGCAGAAAGUGCCACCCUGCAGGUCUCUGUGUAGGAAUUCAAAGGACCGCUGUGAGUCUGUGCUUGGAAUUGUGGGAUUGCAGUGGCCUGAAGAUACAGACUGUGCUCAGUUUCCAGAGGAAGGACAUGCUAACAGUUCCUGUUUACUUCCUGAUCCGGAUGUGAAUGAGUGCUCUCCCAGUCACUUUAAGUGUCGCUCUGGAAGAUGCGUCCUCUCCUCCAAACGCUGUGAUGGACACACAGACUGUGAUGACGACAGUGAUGAGGAGAUGUGCGGAUGUUUGCAGCGGGGCUUGUGGGAAUGUCCCGGAGACAAAUCCUGCAUCCCUCACAGCAUGAUCUGUGACGGCUUCCCAGACUGCAGCCAACAUGAGGACGAGAACAACUGCUCGGUGUGCAGCAGUAAUGAGCUGGAGUGUAAUAAUCAUGAGUGUGUUCACCGUGCGCUGUGGUGUGACGGCAGGAGACACUGCUCCGACAGCUCAGACGAGUGGAACUGCGUGUCUCUGUCUGACGAGGGCUCGCUGCUGGUGUAUAAGGCCGGGUUGGAGUAUCACGUGUGUGCGGACGGAUGGAGCUCGAACCACAGCAGCGUCACAUGCACACAGAUGGGUUUAGGUUCUCCUCUCUCCACAGAUGCAAUGCUGGAUGUAUCUCCUGUUGUGAGACGGAAGCGCUGGUUACAUGUUGACCCAGACUGGAGUCCUGAGAACAUGCUUCCUCUACAGGGCCUGCUGGAAAAACGAGGGCAGAGCUGUCAAUCAUACAAGAAGAUCUCGCUGCAGUGUACAAGAGACGAGUGUGGCCGUCGGCCCGCUGCUCGGUUGGUGAAGAGGAUUCUGGGAGGCCGAACGAGCCGUCCGGGCCGCUGGCCGUGGCAGUGCUCUCUGCAGAGUGACCCGAGCGGACACAUCUGCGGCUGCGUCCUCAUCGGGAACAAGUGGGCACUUACUGUAGCUCACUGCUUUGAGGGGCGUGAGAGUGCAGAUGUGUGGAAGGUGGUUCUGGGCAUAAAUAAUCUGGAUCAUCCGUCUCCAUACAUGCAAACGCGUCGAGUCAAGAGCAUCAUUGUUCACUCACGCUACAAUCGAGCAGUGGUGGAUUAUGACAUCAGUGUGCUGGAACUGGAGUCUGAGGUGCUGGUGACCAGUUACGUGCGACCUGUGUGUCUGCCACGCCGCGGUCAGCUGCCAAAACCUGACAAAUACUGCCACAUCACGGGCUGGGGGCAUGUGGGAAACCGCAUGCCGUUUAAGCUCCAGGAGGGAGAGGUGCGGAUCAUCUCUGUGUCUCAGUGUCAGUCCUACUUUGACAUGAAGACCAUUACCUCACGCAUGCUCUGUGCUGGAUACGAGGCCGGAACUAUCGACUCCUGCAUGGGUGACAGUGGCGGUCCUCUUGUCUGCGAGGAGGAUGAUGGACACUGGUCUCUGUACGGUUUGACCUCCUGGGGCUCCGUGUGUUUCUCUAAGGUCCUGGGCCCUGGUGUCUACGCCAAUGUGACGCACUUCACCGAGUGGAUCGAGAGACAGAUUUACCUGCGUACAUUUAACCUGCUGUAGGUAAAAAACACACAGAGACAAACGGAUGGAGACGGACUUGGGACUACACGUCUGUAAACCGCUGCACUGAUCAUUCCAGGCAGACACAGCAGUAUGUGUGUGAGUAUGACAGUGUGUGUAUCUGUGUGCAACUACAUUGUGGUGAUCAUAUAUGGGGACCCCCUCAAGUAUACCAGUAAAACCAGUCAUUUUAAACACUAUGGGGACAUUAUUCUGGUCCCCAUGAGGAAUAUGGUAUGUGUGUGAGUGGGAAUGUGUGUAUGAUUGAGAGAGUGUGUGUGUGUGCACCCAGUAUUAAACACAUUAUGGAGAUCAUAUAUGGGGGACCCCCUCAAAUAUAGUAAUACCAGUCAUUUUUAACCAUAUGGGGACAUUAUUGUGGUCCCCGUAAGGAAAACCAUGUGUGUGUGAGUGGGAAUGUGUGUAUGAUUGAGAGAGUGUGUGUGUUCCCUGUAUUAACUGCAUUAUGGAGAUCAUAUAUGGGGACCCCCUCAAAUAUAGUAAUACUAGUAAUUUUAACCAUAUGGGGACGUUAUUUUGG
This is a messenger RNA of Danio aesculapii, 3958 nucleotides long. RefSeq names its product corin, serine peptidase (gene corin). Gene Ontology annotation, molecular function: protein binding; serine-type endopeptidase activity. NCBI's taxonomy places the organism in Eukaryota, Metazoa, Chordata, Actinopteri, Cypriniformes, Danionidae. The transcript has 23 exons. Gene Ontology annotation, cellular component: membrane. Bases 301 to 3417 code for a protein of 1038 amino acids. Gene Ontology annotation, biological process: acrosome reaction; proteolysis. The record is from RefSeq and is a predicted model, not a curated record.